Erpetoichthys calabaricus (reedfish) is the source of this 737-nucleotide messenger RNA. RefSeq names its product zinc finger BED domain-containing protein 4-like. The transcript is spliced from 2 exons. The coding region runs from base 144 to 644 and encodes 166 amino acids. The record is from RefSeq and is a predicted model, not a curated record. NCBI's taxonomy places the organism in Eukaryota, Metazoa, Chordata, Cladistia, Polypteriformes, Polypteridae.
UAAAAUCUACAUUGGAGAAAAGACAAAAUUGAACCAAGAAAAAACAUUUCCUAAAACACAUUAAGCUGAACUGUGAUUUAUUUGAUUACUUAACAGAAUCAACAGACUUCUUUGAAGACGGAGACAUAUCCAGGUUUCGACGUAUGCCUUGUAUGGCACACACACUUCAGCUUGCAUUGAAAGAUGCCAUGAAACAAUCAGGAGCCAGUUCUGCUGUUAACAAAGCCAGGAACCUUAUUCAUUCUGUCAGGAAAUCUUCGGUAGCAAAUGAGCAAAUGAUUAAAAGGUGUGGCCGAACACUGAUUCGUGACUGCCCCACACGGUGGAACAGUACACUUGACAUGCUGAAGCGACUUCUGGAAACUAAAGCUACACUUAAUGAGGUUCUUGAUGAACUCGGGAUAGAUACACUGUUGACCAGUGAUUGGGCCAAGUUGGAAAACCAACUUAAAGUAUUGGAGCCAUUUGGCAUGCACACAGAUCAGCUUCAAACAGAUAGCCAGUCUCUGUCAGAGGUGAUACCUUCCCUGCUAAACCUGGAGGCACAUCUCCAGUCAACUAGUGGAGAGAAAAAUUUGGCACAAGCUCUUCUCAAGUGUUUGCGCCAACGUUUUACAUGUCUGUUAGAUCCCAUUAGUGACUAAUUUGAUCCAGUCCCUGCAGCCGCAUGUCUAAUGGAUCCAACUGUCUCUCUAACCCUACAGUCUCCUGAACUAAUAUCUUUGAAAAGAACAGCA